AUGAAUCAAGCAUUUGACAAGUCAACUUUAAACAGUAUAAGCUCAUUGAAAUAAAUACACAGUCUGGGCUAUAUUCGCAGAGAUGUUAAAUUGGAUAACAUUUUUAUUCACAAUGGAAAGAUUAAAUUCAUUGAUUUUGGGUCAGUAGAUUCUUACUUUGAAAAAGAUUCCAACACUCAUAUAAAAGACUAUGCAUCUAGUCAAAUAAUGAGAGGAUCACCUUGUACAGCAUUAAUCAACAGCCAUAAUAGCAAAGAAAUGUCUCGAAGGGAUGACUUGAUUUCUGCAAUAUACUCAAUCAUGUAACUACAUAGAAAAUAGAGUUUGUAAUGGCUACAAUUAUGCGAGGAAUAUACAAAUCAAUAGGAUAAGGAUUUUAUUAACCAGCAAAUAUAUCUCAUGAAAUAGCAUCAGUCUCCAAACUAAGAAGACUACAAAGAUGACAUAAUUUCUCAAAAUUUAAUAUGUCUCCUCAAAUAUCUAGAGGAAAUAGGUUUCUCUGUUAACCCUGAUUAUGAUUUCUUGAUCAAAUGUUUAAACUGUAUCACUGAUUAAUCUGAAUUUAUUCAGAUAUUCAGCCCAAUAGCUCCUAAUAUUGUCUAUAGAUAUUAAUUAAAACAGAUGAGAAUUGAUACCUCUUCAAUUAUAUCCAUUGACUAAAAAUAGACUAAUCAAAAAAUCAUCGAAGAAAAUAAUUCUAGUAUUAAUAUUAAAUCCACAUAAGCUAGAUCUCUAUCACUAAAUAUGAUGAUCUUCAACAUUACCAUAGUUCCAGGUUGA
Stylonychia lemnae is the source of this 780-nucleotide messenger RNA. The record is from the annotation of a GenBank genome assembly. Lineage: Eukaryota; Ciliophora; Spirotrichea; Sporadotrichida; Oxytrichidae.